Molecule: messenger RNA, 816 nt
Organism: Sparassis crispa
Lineage: Eukaryota; Fungi; Basidiomycota; Agaricomycetes; Polyporales; Sparassidaceae
Exons: 2
Coding region: 1-816 (271 amino acids)
Source: RefSeq, a predicted model, not a curated record
AUGCCUAGUGUCUCAUCCACAACCGGUUUCUCGCCCACCUCCUCUCCCAGCAGCACCGCAGAUCAGAGCUUUCCUGCAACGGGUUCCUUCUUGCCUGCAACGGGCUCCUUCGUUCCAAGCACUGCGCUUACGCCCUCCACAGUGGAUAUCACCUCCUCGUUGAUGACAGAUUCCUUCGUCAGUACCACGUCGCCCAGUUUUUCCUCAACAAGAACCGCAGUUCCCGUUACAACAUCGGCGAGCUCGACAGAGCUGCACAGGACGACGUCAGUAUCGAUCGGUGCCAUUGUUGGACCCGUCUUAGGCGGGGUCACAGUGUUGGCGUUGAUACUCCUUGCGGUAUUGCAUAGAUACAGGCAGCGUUCUGCGCGAGGGAAUGGACAUGCAUCUUCCGAACGCAAUCUCCUUCCCGAUGAAGAUGAGACAGAUGGAACUCAGAUGGCCCAGGAGAUGCCGUCAAACAUAGAUACCGCAACGACAACAUUGCCUAUUGACGCCCCGUCCUCACCUGUCACUCGGGAGCCACGGAACUCUGCCACUUCCUCCAAUUUACGUUCUUCUUUCGUACCCUCCACCAACGGCCUCCCACUCCUCGAUUUCAGCACCGGUUAUGACGUUAAUUUGGGCGCUAGCGCGGGAGCAAAGUCAUUGAGGUUCUUAGCUACGUCUUCGGCGCGUCAUGCCGCCACUGCAACGGCUAUUGCGGUCGCUGGAACACCGCAAGAAGAGCUUAACAGAAACCCCAGCCUGCGCUCUGCGCAGCCCUCGGAGAUCAGUGUGGUUUCCGAUCCGCCACCGCCUUACACGACCAACUGA